This is a messenger RNA of Drosophila serrata, 2852 nucleotides long. RefSeq names its product Phosphatidylinositol glycan anchor biosynthesis class N (gene PIG-N). NCBI's taxonomy places the organism in Eukaryota, Metazoa, Arthropoda, Insecta, Diptera, Drosophilidae. Gene Ontology annotation, cellular component: endoplasmic reticulum membrane. Gene Ontology annotation, molecular function: mannose-ethanolamine phosphotransferase activity. The record is from RefSeq and is a predicted model, not a curated record. Gene Ontology annotation, biological process: GPI anchor biosynthetic process.
AAAAUGCCGUGAUACGGUCACACUGGCAGGCUUACUCACUCUCAGCUGAUUUUCAAAAACAAAUUUCUCGCUGCGAUGUGGGUGUUCGCCCUAGUGGUCCACGUACUGCUCCUGGGCUCAAUCUUCGUCAUAUAUUUCCGCUCGCCGGUGAUCAAGGGCCUGACACCGCAGAAACAGCUGCAGGACUACAAUUUGGAGCCACCAGCAAAGCGCUUGGUGCUCUUUGUGACCGAUGGCUUGCGCGCCGAAUCGUUUUUCGAGGAUAAAUGCCGGUAUGUGCCGCAUCUGCGAGAGAUCUUCAUGCGGGAGGGCCUCGUGGGUGUUUCCCGCACCCGUAUGCCCACCGAAACGCGUCCCGGGCACAUCGCUCUGCUCGCUGGCCUCUACGAGGAUCCGUCGGCGGUGCUGCGCGGCUGGAAGAAGAAUCCCGUCGACUUUGAUACGUUAUUUAAUCGGAGCUCCCACAUCUAUGCCUGGGGUGCAAGCGACAUAAUCGGCAUCUUUGAGCAUCUCGUUAAUUCGAACACAUUGCAUUUCCAAUCCUACACCAAUGAUCUGGACUUCUCGCCGGGCUACGAGAGCUACGAACAGGAUGAGUGGGUGUUCAAGCGGGCCCAGUGGCUGCUGCAACGCAAGGGGGACAAGCUGCAGAACUCCAGCUCUGUGGUCUUCUUCCUGCAUCUCCUGGGACUGGACACAGUGGGGCAUGUCCACAAGCCGGGUUCGCCACAAUUCCGCAAGAAUUUGGACAAGACGGAGCGUGGCAUCCAUGAGAUUUACAAGGAAUUUGAGCGUGUGUUUCCCGAUAAAAGAACUGCCUACUUGCUGACCUCUGAUCAUGGAAUGACGGACUCGGGUUCCCAUGGUGCUGGCACUGCACACGAAACAAACACACCCUUUAUGUUAUGGGGAGCAGGCGUUGCUCGCGAGGUGCCUAAUCCUGGCCUUAGAAAAUUCAUGCCCAACGAUCAAGGUCCAAAGAUGCCGCUGCUCACACUGGAACAGGCCCAGCUAACGCCGCUUAUGUCAGCUUUGAUUGGCCUGCCGCCGCCAAUGAACAACUUUGGAACGCUGCCCAUUGGUUACAUGAAUGUCAGCGUUGAAUACGAAGCCAUAGCUACAUAUUUGAAUGCUCUGCAACUCCUGGAGCAAUAUGAAACCCUUCAAGGACAGCACAAUAGGGGAUUAUUCGCAGGGCUUUUGCCUGCGUUCGAAUCCCUGUCUCCGCUGGCCAUUACAACGUACAAGACGAAUAUCAAGAAGCUGCGCAAGCAAGAGGAACAUGUGCUCUACCAGGUCAAGAGCCAAGUUAUGAUGCAACACGCUCUCCAGGGCAUCGAAUACUAUCACGGAUAUUAUCGGAGUGCCCUCUUGAUGAGCACCACUGCCACUUUCCUAGGCUGGAUAUUCUAUCUUUAUCGCUUGCUUGCGAAGAACAGGGGAAGCCAAGUGGAGCUGGCGCUUGCAGCGAAUGCAAAUCUGCUGAGGACGAGUCUAGUUGUCUCUGUGGUUAUGUUGAUGUUGUUUCUGUUGCUACAACGAACACCGCUGGACAUUCAAUUCUAUCUGAUGCUGCCCCUCUUUGUCUGGCUAAAGGCUGCUCAGCCCUGGAGCAGUUUUACAUCCGCCGCUCAGCCCGAAAAGGCGUACAGUGCUCCGGCCUUGAAGACUACAAUGUGGCAAUACCUGAUGAUAAUCGUUUGCGCGGAGCUGAUGGUCUUCACCUUCUUCGAUCGCCGCCUGAUCUCGCUGUGCUUUGUGGCCUUUGCGUGCUACAAUAGUUGGAGUAACUUCCAGCCCAAGUCCAGGGAACUCUACCGCUGGCUUGCAUUGGUCCUGAUCCUGGCGGGCUUUCCCUUGCUACCGUCUUCGGUGGGCUAUCAGAACUGGUUUAUGCUUCUGGCUGGUGUUAUUGUAAUCCCCGUGAACUGCCUGUGGAGUGCCAAGGCAAGGUUGAGUUUUGAGAAUCACAUGAAGUACUGCAAUGCCCUGAUCCUGCUCAAUACCAUAGUGUGUGCUUAUCUCCACGACAGCGGCACGAAUAUUCUGCUGCCUAUGAAAAUGGCCAGCUGGUUGUACCUGGCCUAUGCCUUCGCUGCCAUUGUGGUGAACCAGGAGUCAAAGCUGGAGCUGCGCCUGGGACAGAUUGGCUUUAAUUUCGGAUGCCUGUACGCCACCUUGUGCACCUCCUACGAGGCGGUGUUCGUUCAGCUGCUGACCAUGGAACUGAGUCUUUCGCUGCGCGCCCAGAGUGGUCAGGCGGAGAAGUCUGUGUUGAGGCUAGCCUUCACCCUGCUCCUGUACACCUUCUACUCGCUGUUUGGUUCAGGGAACAUAGCCUCGAUUAGUUCCUUUGAUCCCAACAUCGCCCGGUGCUACCUCAGUCACUUUGCACCGUUCGUGAUUAUGGGUCUGGUGCUGCUGAAGCUCCUCCUGCCCGUUAUCCUCAUCAUGGCGGUGGUGUACACGCACAGUGAGUUUGUGCGUCAGCAUGAGGAGCAGAUCUACAUCUGUUUGCUGCUAAUCUGUGAUGUGAUGGGCCUGAACUUCCUGUUUUUGGUGCGCAAUCAGGGCUCUUGGCUGGACAUUGGCUCGUCCAUAUCGCAUUUUGUCAUCAUGGAGGUGACCACACUGGUAAUUCUGAUCCUUGCCCAGGUGGCCAAGUUGCUGCUGCAACCCCAUUCCAGGGAGAGUAUUCUAACCUUGCCACUGCGCCUUAUCCACUGGGAGGCACUUAACGCCAAGCCGAAGUAAGAGUUUUUGACCAAAGCUAUGCUUAAACAUUUAUGUCCGAUAAUAUUUACAACACUAAUUAAGAAUUAGUAACAUACACAUGUAAAUCAUAGAAUCUA